Messenger RNA from Cucurbita maxima (winter squash), 1576 nucleotides. RefSeq names its product ataxin-3 homolog. Gene Ontology annotation, biological process: protein deubiquitination. The transcript is spliced from 2 exons. Gene Ontology annotation, cellular component: nucleus. Bases 145 to 1326 code for a protein of 393 amino acids. Gene Ontology annotation, molecular function: cysteine-type deubiquitinase activity. Lineage: Eukaryota; Viridiplantae; Streptophyta; Magnoliopsida; Cucurbitales; Cucurbitaceae. The record is from RefSeq and is a predicted model, not a curated record.
UGUUACCGCAUUUUCUUCGAGAGAGAAUAACAAGCUUACACCAAAAGUAACACCCAUAGCUUGCUUGGCUGAAUCUAGGGUUUAUUUCUCUCUUCUUCAUCCUUUCUCUCUCUCUCUCUCUUUCCAUUUUCUGUGUUGAGAAUUAUGGAGGGAGCCAGCAAUGGAGGGAUGUUGUACCACGAGGUACAAGAAUCGAAGCUUUGCGCUGUGCAUUGUGUCAACACUGUGUUGCAGGGUCCAUUCUUCUCGGAAUUCGAUUUGGCUGCUCUGGCAUCCGAUCUCGACCGGAAGGAGCGCCAGAUGAUGCUUGGUGGAUCCACAACCGGCGAUUUCCUCUCCGAGGAGUCUCACAAUGUCUCCUUGGAUGGUGAUUUCAGUAUCCAGGUCUUACAAAAGGCUUUGGAGGUAUGGGAUCUUCAAGUUAUUCCUCUCAACUCGCCAGUUGCUGAACCUGCACAGAUUGAUCCUGAACUGGAGAAUGCAUUUAUAUGUCACUUGCAAGAUCAUUGGUUUUGUAUUAGGAAAGUGAAUGGGGAGUGGUACAAUUUUGAUAGUCUAUAUGCAGCCCCACAACAUCUUUCUAAGUUUUACCUUUCAGCUUACUUGGACUCUCUAAAGGGCUUUGGUUGGAGCAUCUUUAUAGUGAGGGGUAACUUCCCCAAGGAUUUUCCCAUCUUGUCCACCGAAGCAUCUAAUGGUUAUGGUCAGUGGCUUUCCCCAGAGGAUGCUGAGAGGAUAACCAAAUCGUGCAACUCUACCCAAAACCCCCCUCCUCCACAAAGAGUAAGCUGGACAGAGCAGCAAGAUACCUUUCUUUCAACCGGAGAAGCAGAAAUGCUUAUGGACAUGGAGGAUGAAGACUUGAAGGCUGCAAUAGCUGCUAGCCUCAUGGAUUCCUCAGCAGUCAUGGCAGCAGGAGUUGGUAAUCCCCAAAAAGAACCUGCAGCUUCCUCCACCCAAGCUGCCUCCCCCGAUAAUGUACCUGUUGUUUCCCUUGAAGCAGCGGCCAAUACUGAUGUACCUGCAGUUGCCAACAAACCUGCCUCCCUCCAAAAUGAUGUAGCUGUUGUUUCCCCUGAAGCUUCCACCUCCCAGAAUGUCCAUGCUACCGUCCAAGAUGCUCAUGCAGUUUCUGCCAAAGCUGCUUCUCCCAAUAAUGAACCUACAAUCUCCCCUGAAGUUGCUAUGCAUCAAAACGAAUCUGAAAACAAAUCUACAGAUAAUGCAGACGCUGCCUUUCAUGAAAGCGAACCUGCAGAUAAUGCAGACUGCACCAUUUCUAGCCCUCGUAAGAAAAUCAGUCGUACUGAUGAGGGAACUCCCUGAGGAAGUAUUUGAUUUUUGGUUCAAGAUUGAUGAAUGAACGGGAUUGGCACAAGGCGAAAGAAGAGAAUAAUUUGCAGGAGAAUGGGAACCCGAAAUCCUUGUUGAACUCAAGGUUAGCUAGUUGAAGUUAAAUCCAUGCUUUACAGUCCUGUGCAGUGUAACUAUUUCCCCCUUACAUUUUCAAUUCAGAUUGAUUCUGUAUAACAUUAAAAAAAAAUUGCCGUCAGCUUGGCCUCUGGAUUGUCACAAA